AUGGCUCACUGGAAGCGAUCUGUUCUUUGCCUCGUCCUCGUCCUCGCGCUAUGCACGAGCGGUGCUCUCGCGGCGAAGAAGAAACGGUCGAAAUCGAAAUCGUCGAGCGCCGCCAUCAAGAUGCCGAGCAUCGACAAGCUGCAGUUCGAAAUGGACGAGGCGAACAAGCGAGUGGCGGAGGCCGCUGGCGAAAUGGACCAGGCGAAGAAAAUCGUUGACGAAGCCGUGCAUGCGAAGAGACAGGCGGACCAGGAGCUUAGCAUGGCUCACUGGAAGCGAUCUGUUCUUUGCCUCGUCCUCGUCCUCGCGCUAUGCACGAGCGGUGCUCUCGCGGCGAAGAAGAAACGGUCGAAAUCGAAAUCGUCGAGCGCCGCCAUCAAGAUGCCGAGCAUCGACAAGCUGCAGUUCGAAAUGGACGAGGCGAACAAGCGAGUGGCGGAGGCCGCUGGCGAAAUGGACCAGGCGAAGAAAAUCGUUGACGAAGCCGUGCAUGCGAAGAGACAGGCGGACCAGGAGCUUAGCAUGGCUCACUGGAAGCGAUCUGUUCUUUGCCUCGUCCUCGUCCUCGCGCUAUGCACGAGCGGUGCUCUCGCGGCGAAGAAGAAACGGUCGAAAUCGAAAUCGUCGAGCGCCGCCAUCAAGAUGCCGAGCAUCGACAAGCUGCAGUUCGAAAUGGACGAGGCGAACAAGCGAGUGGCGGAGGCCGCUGGCGAAAUGGACCAGGCGAAGAAAAUCGUUGACGAAGCCGUGCAUGCGAAGAGACAGGCGGACCAGGAGACCGCCGCGCGCCCUCCUCAACCGUCGCGCGCCCUCCUCACCCGUCGCGCGCCCUCCUCAACCGUCGCGUGCCCUCCUUAG
Messenger RNA from Closterium sp. Naga37s-1, 858 nucleotides. The record is from the annotation of a GenBank genome assembly. Lineage: Eukaryota; Viridiplantae; Streptophyta; Zygnematophyceae; Desmidiales; Closteriaceae.